CACUUUAAGUUUGUCAUAGAAGGAACAAGAACAGCAACAAUGACCGGUGUAGUUGUGCAGAACAUGUCCUUUAAAGCAGGACAAACCCUGACCAUUACUGGAGUCCCCAAAGCUGAUUCCACCAGUUUUGCCAUUAACAUUGGGAGCAGCCCGGCAGAGCUUGCCUUGCACUUGAACCCUCGCUUUGAUGCUCAUGGGGACAACCGUACCACUGUAUGCAACUCAUACCAGGGUGGCAACUGGUGUCAAGAGCAGAGAGAUGGUUCAUUUCCUUUUAAUUAUGGCGAGGAGUUUAAGAUCCAGAUCAAAUUUACCGCUACUGAGUUCAAGAUCACUCUGACUGACGGCUCGGAGAUCAGCUUCCCCAAUCGCCCUGGUGCUGAAAAGUAUAACUACAUAAACUUUGAUGGUGAUGCCCGAGUCUCUAGCUUUGAAAUCAAGUAAUCAGAUGAUUACUGAGUUAAUGUCUAUUGCCUUAAUUGUGUACUUGCACAGCAUUUGCUUAGUAGAUUUAUCCCACACAGUCAGAUUUUAGUUUAAAUUUUUGCACCUUGCCUAUGAUGUCACUUUGUUGUUCUAUGUAGUCGUGUUCAACACAAUUGUUCUGAUUGGACGAUGAUGAUGAAAACAAUUCCAAGUGUAACUUGUUUUAACAAGUGUUUACUAGGCAAUUUUAACGCCAUUCCAGAUUGCAUUGCAGUUUCUUUGCAGCAAUAAAAGAUCUGUUACAACAGUUUUGCUACAUGUAUAUUUGAGAAUAAAAAUGGAACCAUGGAGGAA
Trichomycterus rosablanca is the source of this 780-nucleotide messenger RNA. Its product is annotated as beta-galactoside-binding lectin-like. The record is from RefSeq and is a predicted model, not a curated record. The transcript is spliced from 4 exons. NCBI's taxonomy places the organism in Eukaryota, Metazoa, Chordata, Actinopteri, Siluriformes, Trichomycteridae. Gene Ontology annotation, molecular function: galactoside binding; carbohydrate binding; laminin binding. The coding region runs from base 40 to 444 and encodes 134 amino acids.